Molecule: messenger RNA, 832 nt
Organism: Paramecium octaurelia
Lineage: Eukaryota; Ciliophora; Oligohymenophorea; Peniculida; Parameciidae
Source: the annotation of a GenBank genome assembly
AUGACAUGGUCUAUUGAGCAGAGUGAAAAAAUAGAAAAUUUUUGUUUUUUUGAAAAUUUGAAAAAUGAAAAAUUGUAAGCAAAAGUAAAUUGUGACAUGGAUAGUGUGUUAAAAUAAUUUCAUAGAUGCUUAACAAUAUUGAACAGAUUAAAAUCUUAGUAAAUGAAUAAAAAUAAAAUCUGAGAGGAUUUGGGAAACAGCAUUAAAAAAACACUCCAAAUACAAUUAAUUUCAAAGGAAAAUUAUCCAAAUAUAAAUAUUAAUACUAUAUUUGAUAAGUAACUUUAACAAGUAAUUCGAAUAAUGCACUAAUAUAAGCAAAAUAAUUAGGCAAGCAGAUGAGCUAUUGUUUUAUUAACCACACUAGAUGGUGUCGAAAAACUCAACUUGUAAAAGACUUUUUGAUCCUCUCUUCUAGGGAUAAUGGAUUAAAAACUCAUAAGUAACGCAGUAAGCAGGUAGCACAGUUAUUAUAAAUUCUUUCCUAAAAGUUUAACAUUAAAAAAUCUAAAUUUAACACAAGCAAUAAUUACACUUUAAUCUGAAAUAGAGAAUUUACAAAACUAGCAUCUCAAGUCAGGAGUUUCAAAAUUGUCUCUUUGGUGGGUAUUUUGAAGUUCGAGGCAGCGUAGUAAUAUGUCGUAACUGUUGAUCAAAUUACUUGAGAAUAUGAAAAUAUCGUACUCGUUGACGAAGGAUGGAAUUCAAACUUUGCAUUUAUGAUAAAGUCUCAACUUGAACUCCAACCAAGUCCAAUUCUUUGGCUGUCUGUCAUGUUUAACAAUUUGUGCUUUCAAAAAUUUUUAUUUAAUCUUGCAAAACUAGGAUGAUG